AGGUGUAAAACUCACGUCGCGGAUAUCGAGUAGCUCGGCUCGGCAAUGGGCCCCUUUCCCCGGCUUCAGCCCAGCCCCCCGAAUCCCCAAUCCAGGUUAGCGCAGCUGGUCGCUCUUUUUGGAGAGCCAAUCCUGAGCAAAGUGCCACCUGCAUGCACCCCUUCCAAGGAAAGGCCUACAUACAAAGCAGUAACACCCGCAUAUGCGGGGUCACUGUCCAAUCACAAACCCUUUGCACAAAUCCACGGAUUCACCUGAUAGGAAGAGUGACGAGUAAUUACAGCGACCUCCUCCUAAUGGAGUAUUGUCUUUGUUCGUUUCGAAUAUCACAGAGCGCAGCUCGCCUAGCAUUACACUGGACAACUUUUCAUUUCUGCAUACACUAUGCAAUGCCACCCUCAUGGACGAGUUGCAUCCCGACGUGCUGCCCACCCAGACCAGGACUUGUCACGGCAUCGCACCACCCAUCCAGAAACAAAAUACUCGACGAACACAAAAGCACACAUGCCAGCAUAAUGAUUACUCACGCACCCUUUCUUCGAGCACUUUCACCAUGCAAUGAUAAGCGACGACGAAAACAAAGCACCAAAGCCAUAAUUCUUUCAAGCUUGCCUCUCGCUCGCGUGCAUCACUCCCUUCUCCCGAUCAUCUGAGUGACGUGCACAUUUCGUCAGUGCGGCUUGGUCGGCGCAAAACGUAAGAAGCGUUUCACAAGCAUAAAUCAUUGCAGAUAGAACCAAUGUCAUGGAAAAUCGUAAAUAUCAUGAAUCUGAAC
Molecule: messenger RNA, 775 nt
Organism: Microdochium trichocladiopsis
Lineage: Eukaryota; Fungi; Ascomycota; Sordariomycetes; Xylariales; Microdochiaceae
Exons: 2
Coding region: 153-653 (166 amino acids)
Source: RefSeq, a predicted model, not a curated record